UUGCACACGGACGGGCCAACAUUCCCACCGUGGCGCGUGUCGGUGUGCCGGUCUCGCGUUUUUUCCGCACGCAAACAACUCUCGGGAAUAGUGGGCACUCGCUCGCUCGCUCGCACGCGCGUUCGCGCCCACCUUUCCACGCGUUUCCCACACGCGUGUGCACGGCACAGCGCGGUGUUUCAUUGUGUGCGCCGGCGGCGGCGAGCGUGUGCGUGGAUUAUUUUCGCUUAUGCCGCGGCGCACGCAAUCUCAGAAGUGGUUCUCCCGUUGACAGGUUCCGAGCGGGUUUUCGAAGCCGCCGAUACCCGAGGAGCGGGCCGCCGCCGAUCCACUAGAUCCCCGCUGGCCGCCGGAAAGACGGACGGAACCCGGUGCCGUGGAGAACGUGUGUGCCUUGAUCGACCGGCGCGGCGCGGGUCGCCGGAAACGGACCUGCACGUUCUUAUGCAACCGGCGAAGGUGGACGGAGUCGGAUGGAUCGCGAUCCAUCGGCCGGCGACGAGCGUCAGACGCGUGAGUCCUGAAUUAUGAACGGCCCCUGCGACCCGCGGCACCGUGUCACCGGCUGGUGGAAGUUGCGCGUGGUCUGCGCACGGAAACGCGGAGAACCGGCAGAAUAUGGUUCGCCAACGGGCGAUUAGACGCUGCCUGUCUGCGACGGAAGGAAACGCGACUCCAGCGAGAUAACCGACGGACCGAGACGAACGAUCGCGGGAUCUAGUGUUUUCGCUGCUUCGCCGUGGACUUUUGGUGAAUUCGGCGAGCCGAGGAAAUCGAAGUUUCGAUCGGAGAAGAGGAUCGAGCAUCAUCCGCGUGGAUGUUGGAUGGAUUGAUCGGUGUACAGGGGAUCGAAGGAAGAGUGCCAAGACUAAAGGAUCGUCCUUCGCGGCGGAAGUUAUCGGCCGCUCGUUUCAAUGAACGACGCACGCCUCGCCACGGAAAUAUCGGUCACCGUGUGCGCCGCGGGCUUCGCGGAAAAUUGAUAACGAUGACGAAACGGGACGAGAAUAAACGAUAGAAUGCGCGUUUGCGGGAGAAAUCGCGCGGACGGUGUGUGCCGUGGACGUGGCCGUGGAACUUGGAACGCCACGGUGAAUUUCAACGCGUGUCCGCUUUGCAUCGCUAACGAGGGGGCGUUCGACUGUACGGGAUUCUUUGGUGAUGUUCGUGGAACUGAUUGGAAGCGAAACCGAAGGUGCCGUCCGUCGUUCUAGCGCGAGCUUUUCGAUUGUUCCGCGUUGACCGCUUCGCUGGGAACGGUUCUUCGUGGACUUCGAAGCAAGUUUCGUCGUUUCUGUGAUAGAAGAGAGAAACUCUGUUUGAAAGGGGACAACUGGAGAUGCUGGAUCCUUGGUGAGAAGUCUAAGGCAUCGACCGGCGUAUCGUAAAUCCGUCUGACGUCCGUUGCGGCGAGAAACGUGGCGGCGAUCGAGCCGCGUGAACCUUGGUGCUGAGACUAUUGCUGGAUUCACAGCCGCGGCCGGAUCGGCCCGGCCUCGAAUGAGGUGCUCGAUAUAUAAUAUCGAAUAAUUGGCGAGUUCGUUCGCUUAAGUGGACGUAUCGAUGGUUCGCGGAGGCUCGGUGCGCCCGGCUCCGCGCUGUCAGUCGAAUCGCGUCGGACGGCAGCUAUAAAUACGAAAACGGGGGAAGGGACCACGUGGAAAUCGCCGGACGAAAUGCUCAUGACCGAAAAAGGGCCACACAGGAAAGGAAGCAACGUGGAAUUGGACUUGGAGCAUUCGGAGACCGGCAACAACGUUCUCCCGUUGAACGAGCUACUUGUCAACUCGACGGUGCCUGCGGCCGCGGUUGCGGUGAAACUGUGCGAGGACUCCGCGGACGAAACUAGCAGGAGCAACGCGGAGAAACAGAGGCGCGGCAUCCUCAGCAACUUCCAGAGAAGGACGUUCAGCAGGAUCAGCUUCAAGGGCGAGACCGGACCUUUAUUGAGCAGAUAUCGGCAGACCAGGUUCAGCUCGAGGCGGAUACGCAAGAGGGUGGUUUUCAAGCACGGCGAUUGCAAUGUCGUACAAGGAAAUGUCGCCAAGCGACGGCGCCGUUACCUUCAGGACAUCUUCACGACGCUGGUAGACGCGCAAUGGCGAUGGACGCUGCUGGUGUUCUCCAUGAACUUCCUGCUCUCCUGGCUGGGCUUCGCCCUGAUAUGGUGGCUGAUCGCGUACAGCCACGGCGACCUCGACCCGGAGAACUACUCGAACCCGAACCUCACGUACACCCCGUGCAUCGUGGACAUCCGCGGGUUCACCAGCUCGUUCCUCUUCUCGAUCGAGACGCAGCACACUAUCGGGUACGGCUCGAAACACCCGACCGACGAGUGUCCGGAAGCGGUGUUCGUGAUAUGCAUCCAAUCAAUGACCGGAGUGAUCCUGCAGGCGUUCAUGGUCGGCAUAGUGUUCGCGAAGCUGUCCAGGCCGAAGAAGAGGACGCAGACGUUGCUGUUCUCGCGGAACGCCGUCAUUUGCCAGAGGGACGGACAGCCGUGUCUGAUGUUCCGUGUCGGUGACAUGAGGAAGAGCCACAUCAUCGAGGCCCACGUCAGGGCUCAGAUGAUCAAGAGGAAGGUGACGAGGGAAGGGGAGCUCUUGCCGUUCUUUCAGACGGAACUAAAAGUAGGCGGUGACGGCGAGGAAGACAAGAUAUUCUUCAUCUGGCCGACCACGAUCGUUCACAAGAUCGACGAACAGUCGCCGCUUUAUCACAUAUCCGCCAGCGAUAUGCUCAGGGAAAGGUUCGAAAUCGUCGUGAUACUCGAAGGCGUGAUCGAGUCGACAGGAAUGACCACGCAGGCGAGGAGCUCUUACCUGCCGUCCGAAAUAUUAUGGGGUCACAGGUUCGAGCAUAUAAUCACGUUCAAGAAGGAAACCGGGGAGUACGAAGUGAAUUAUACUCUGUUCAACAACACGUACGAAGUGGACACGCCCCUCUGUUCGGCGGCCGAUCUCGACAAAAUCAGAGCGAUGCAACGCGCGAAGGGAGAGCGUAUGAGCACCAGCGGGUUCCCUCAUUACCGAGACGCGUCCAGCAGCUCGUUGACCACCGGAUCCGGUUCGAGCCUGGCAUCGUCGACUGGUGGGCUACACAUGAACGUGCCGAUGACGCCGCUCACUCCGAUUCCAGUUAUGAUCACGAGCCCGGACGGCUCCCUGAGACGCGAGAGUAUGCAGAGCAUGCAGACCGACGCGAAACAGCCCGUCUUUUACACGCAGAACGAGUUGCUGGAUACCGAGCCCCACCCCGUCGGCCACGCGCAGGAGGACGCUAGGCAUCAGGAAGAUUACAAUCGCGUGCUGGAGGAUAUCAACGCGACGCUGAGGAAGAACCGGGGACACGGCAAGGAGGAGAAGAAGAUACACAAAGAGUCGUCGAGGGGCACGUUGGACUCGAAGAAGAGCGAGUCCCGGCCUAACGUGGAACUGAUUAGGCGAUCCAGCUCGAGAACGACCAUGGACCAGAUUCCAGUUGUCAUCAACCCUCCGCCGAAAUCGCCGUCCCGACUGCAUUUAGAGACUAGACACCCGAAAUUCGCGGAGUCACAAGAAGGCUACCGCGAGCCUCCACCUCACCCUCAUCCCUCUUCGAGAAGGUCGAGCCUGGGCGACAACCAUAAGCCAAAAGAACCCCAUAAGAAGACCAGCUUCAUCCUAGGCGACGACGACCACGUAAUCACGAUAUCGAAACCAGCGACACGCCACGAUCCCGAGGCGAUAGACUCUGAUUCAUCGAAGACGAAUCAUCAUUUACAGAGCAGAGGUCCUCAGGAGCAAGUAUAGGGUACGAGAGGAAUGCCGGGAUUCCAGGAACGGAAGGGCGGUGCGAGUGCCGGAGGAAAGUGAGAGGAAACGAAGAAACGAUGGCAGAAGACAGAACUUUGCUCUCGGUGGCCAGCAGACGUGAGUCAUCGUCGCCAGGCGACGUCCACCAACUUCGCGCAUCCUCGUGGCGGGUGUGGAUCGCGGGACAUCCUUCUUGAUUCGCGACCUGGGGGAAAGGAACUCAACCAGACAAGAUAUAAACGAGGAGUUCGACGAGGUAGCAAGCGGAAGAAGGAACACGAUGAACGUGAAUUGAAGUUCAAGGAGAAUCGUGAAGAGAAGUGAAGGAGGGACAAGGGAACGCGAUGAACUUGAGUUGAAGUUGAUAGAACGAAAGUUGAACGUAAGAACGAUAUUGGGAGGUGGAGAACCGAGUUGAGAGCUGGGAAGAAUAAAGUUGAAGGCUAGAGAGGACAAAGUUGAAGCUGGGAACAACAAAGUUGAAAGAUAGAGAAGACGACUUUGAAAUCUAGGGAAAAAAAGGUGGAAGUUAGAGAGGGCAACGUUGGAAUCUAGGGA
Molecule: messenger RNA, 4352 nt
Organism: Nomia melanderi (Alkali bee)
Lineage: Eukaryota; Metazoa; Arthropoda; Insecta; Hymenoptera; Halictidae
Product: G protein-activated inward rectifier potassium channel 2
Biological process (GO): regulation of monoatomic ion transmembrane transport; potassium ion import across plasma membrane
Cellular component (GO): plasma membrane
Molecular function (GO): inward rectifier potassium channel activity
Source: RefSeq, a predicted model, not a curated record